Pecten maximus is the source of this 1235-nucleotide messenger RNA. RefSeq names its product glucoside xylosyltransferase 2-like. NCBI's taxonomy places the organism in Eukaryota, Metazoa, Mollusca, Bivalvia, Pectinida, Pectinidae. Gene Ontology annotation, molecular function: UDP-xylosyltransferase activity. The record is from RefSeq and is a predicted model, not a curated record. Gene Ontology annotation, biological process: protein O-linked glycosylation via N-acetylgalactosamine. The coding region runs from base 146 to 967 and encodes 273 amino acids. The transcript has 5 exons.
UGGUCUCGUUUCAGUGUAUUCAUCGCAAUGUGUAGUCUACUUUACAUAUCACCUGUUGCGAUCUUUAACGGUGUUUACAAACCACUAUAAGCCUGUGUGGAAAAAGUGAAAUAUAUAGCGACGAGGAGCUCUGCUGUUGGUCAAGAUGAGACGGAACACGUUGUUCAAAUUUGGACUGUCUGUUGUGGGUUUUGUGGUGGUGUACCUGCUUUUAGCUCUUCAGAACCAAAAUGGCAGCAACACACACAUGAUUCCAAAAGUGAGGCAGGACGAUCAAACUGAACAACUGAAAAGUGACCAAUCAUACAAUGACAGACAAAGCAGUGGUCAGUCGGGAAACGGGCGUGAUGAAAAACCUUUCAAGAGUGAAGCGUGGAGAAAUGGAAUACAUCUGUCUCUGGUCGCUUGUGGAGACCGAGAGAAGGAAUCCAUUAUCCUUCUGAAGUCAGCUGUCCUCUUCACAAAAACACCAAUUGUUUUCCACAUCUUUGCUGAAUUCCAACUGCAGGAUUACUUUAAACGACAGAUUGACUUUUGGCCCGACGAGUUCAGGACAAGAGUUGAGUACCAUAUCUACAACCUGAGUUUCCCAACAGGAGACAAAUCCAAUGAGUGGAAAAAUCUCUUUAAACCUUGUGCAUCACAGCGACUUUUUAUACCUAGUCUAUUGACAGAAGUAGAUGCGUCGUUAUAUGUUGACACGGACGUCCUGUUUUUACGACCCGUGGACGAUAUCUGGGCUUUCCUACAGAAGUUCAACACUACACAGUUGGUAGCUCUGUCUCCGGAAAACGAAAAUAAACAGUCUAGCUGGUAUACUAGAUUUGCCAAACAUCCUUAUUACGGAGAAGUAGGUCAUUAUCUUUACAGCUACCAGACAUGGUACAUCAGUAGAGGGAUACCUGUAGAGAUAGGUAGUACUGGUACAGGUGGUUCCUUUGUCUUCCCUUACAUCACACUGGGAUAGGAGGAAUAAGGGGACAGUGCAUUUUAUACUGUUGGUUUAACGGAUGCUUGGUCUAUAUUUACAUCACAUAUUGAAUUUGUUACAUGUCAUUGGUAAACCAAAUUGUAGUAUACGAGACAGUAUACUACUAUUAUACAGCUGUUGUGUCUCAUACGGCCGUAAGGAAAUGAGUGCUUACCGUUAAUGGGUCCCUGUCUCUAGAAUAGUCUAGUCUUUUUACGACACUUCAUAUCUUCUUGAGGGGCCGCGGUGGCCGAGUGGUUAAGGU